Messenger RNA from Schistosoma bovis, 863 nucleotides. NCBI's taxonomy places the organism in Eukaryota, Metazoa, Platyhelminthes, Trematoda, Strigeidida, Schistosomatidae. The record is from the annotation of a GenBank genome assembly.
CCUAGAAGUCUUUUGCCUUUACCCGCUAUAUUUCGAAGUCCUGAGUGACCUUGGGGAAGUAGCACAUAUAGGCAACUGGAGAUGUCAGACGAUGUUAAACUUUCUACCGAGCUUAACAAAAUCGUUUUGUCGGAAAAAUGUCAUAGUGAAAAUAAAUUUCAGCCAAUUGAACCUCUAUUCACAGAUACGCAAAAUGGAAUCACUUUUCGGCAGUAUAUUGGCGAAUCAGAUCUAAACAGUAUUAUCCAUCUCAUUGCUAACGAUCUCUCCGAACCUUAUUCCUUAUAUACUUAUCGAUAUUUUAUAUACAACUGGCCCAAACUGUGUUUAUUGGCUGUUAGUGAAGACGGAACUUGUGUGGGCACAAUUGUUUGUAAAAUGGAAGGUGGUGAAGAAACUGUUCGAAAAGGAUAUAUAGCUAUGCUUGCUGUUGAAGAAAAUCACCGUAGAAUUGGCAUUGGAUCACGAUUGGCUCAACUUGCAAUCGAACUUAUGAUUCAAGAUAGGUGUGAUGAAAUCUCUUUAGAAGCAGAAGUUGACAACAAAGCAGCCCUUUCACUUUAUGAGCAGCUGGGAUUCUACAGAGAUAAAAGGCUUCUUCGUUAUUAUUUAAAUGGAAGAGAUGCUUUUCGGCUAAAAUUGUGGCUUACGCCACGUAUGACCAAUGGUCUUUUAUAGUUUCAUUAUUCACUUAUUAUGUAUUUGACUUAUUAGUCAUUGUAAAUACUUGCUUUAUUUUCGUUAAACUUGUGGAAUUUAGUUUCUUGGUUUACGUUCACUAAAAUUUCGUCCGCCAAGAGAUAUCAUAUAACAUGUAAACUGAAUGUUCAUUUCAUUCUUUAAAAUACAUAGUAAUCCUGAUC